Rhagoletis zephyria (snowberry fruit fly) is the source of this 1952-nucleotide messenger RNA. RefSeq names its product microtubule-associated protein tau. Gene Ontology annotation, molecular function: microtubule binding. Gene Ontology annotation, cellular component: neuron projection. The record is from RefSeq and is a predicted model, not a curated record. NCBI's taxonomy places the organism in Eukaryota, Metazoa, Arthropoda, Insecta, Diptera, Tephritidae. Gene Ontology annotation, biological process: microtubule cytoskeleton organization; neuron projection development.
AAACCAAGUAAAGAAAUAAACAAAUAAACAGUACAAUUACAAAUAAAUAAAUAAUUCAAACUAACAUUAUAAAUCAGUGGAUUGUGAAUAAAAAUGGGUGAUGCAGAGGCGAUGCGACCGCCACCUGUCAGUGGACCUCGCCCACCAUUUCCUGGCGGUGGCAUGCCCCCACGACCGAUGGCUGGGCCACCUCGCGCUCCCAUGAACAUGGGCGGUGCACCUGGUGGUGGUCCUCCACCAAGAUCAAUGCCACCUCCAUUGCGUAACACAGAUAGCAGGGGAAAUCUGCUGAUGGGCAUUGGUGCCCCCGGCAGCGGGCAACGUCCACCACCGCCACCGCUGCAAAACCUGCAAAUGCGUCCACCUAGCGCAAAUGGCGGUCCAAUGAGUCCACCUGGGCAAGGUCAACAACGCCCGCCCGCUGCAUAUCCCUGGUCCGGUGCACCACCUGGUCAACAAAUGCCAGCGAAUCGUCUACAAAAUCCCUAUCCUGGCAAUCCGCCGACGCGUCCGCCAUUUGCACGUCCGCCUGGCGUUCCGCAAGUGGGUGCACAACAACAACCACUACAACGACCGCCCUAUCAGCAACUGCAACCGCAACCGCAACAGCAACAACAGCAGCAACAGCUACCACAACAGCAACCACAGCAACAACCAUACCAACAAUCUCCCGUACAGUUACCACCACGCCCACCAUCGGCCAGUUCGAACAACAAUGAAGAUGAUGAUGAUGUGGUGGUGGGUCAGGCGAUAACACCGCGCAAGACGUUGAGUGCAAAUGAGGAUCCGAUGGGACCAGCGGUGGCGGAAGUUAAAACGAACUCAAUCAAAGAUGCAUUUGGUAUGGGCGAGACGCUGACACCAAUAGCCGAGGUGAAAGCGAACGGCAUGAAAACAUUGUCGAGCAUACAGGAAAUGUUAAGCAGCGGCGUGGAGAAUGGACGGAAGCAGAAAAGUGGUGAUCACAAAGGUGACAACGACAGUGGCGUUGAUGAAUCUACUCAGGAGAAGGAACGCAACGGACCCGGUUCACCCAGCUCACCGGCCAAGACACCAACAUCCACCACUUCGAAGGGAGACAAAGGAGCCGCCUCUCGCCCACCUAGCGCCACACCAUCGAACAAAUCGUCCAAAUCACGUUCCACAUCUAGAAAUCGUUUGCUGUUGAAGACUCCCGAACCGGAGCCAGUUAAAAAAGUAUCAAUGAACAAAAUUCAAGUCGGACACGCUCCUUCACCCAAUCUCAAAGCGGUGCGUUCUAAAAUCGGUUCGCUUGACAAUGCUGGUUACAAGCCCGGUGGAGGUAAUGUUAAAAUCGAGAGUAAGAAGAUCGAAAUAAAAGCCGCACCCAGAAUUGAGGCGAAAAAUGACAAGUAUACGCCACGUGGUGGCGAAAAAAAGAUUAUAUCGACAAAGCUACAAUGGAAUGCCAAGUCGAAAAUAGGCUCUUUGGAGAAUGCCAAUCAUAAGCCAGGUGGCGGUGAUAAGAAGAUCGAAACGAUUAAAACGGACUUCAAAGAUAAGGCUAAACCAAAAGUCGGUUCAAAGGAUAAUGUCAAGCAUACUCCAGGCGGUGGUGAUAUUAAGGUAAGGUGUCCGCAACCAUCCAUGACGACUUCAACAAAUGACGGAUCAGUAAUCAAUUAGCCAAUCCCUACAUCAAUGUGUUCCACAAAUAACUAAUUUUUGUUAGACAAUAAGGGUUAGUUUUUCAGUACGCGAUUAAAUCUGGCUGUGAUUUGAACUUAGUUUAAAUUCACAAGCUAACUGAGCGAUUAAACUAAGAUUAGCCAAUCAAAUGUCAGCCAACUGUUAAAUACGAACUCUGUUUAGAUGGUAUAUAUUUGAAGUGACUAGCUUUAGACAUUAAAGAAGUUAAAUGCAUUUAUGGAAAUGUUUUGUUUUAACUUUAUAUAUCUUACAGAAUGUUUUGGUAGAGCUAUGCCGAUUUU